Messenger RNA from Fulvia fulva, 1011 nucleotides. Its product is annotated as Homoserine O-acetyltransferase. Gene Ontology annotation, molecular function: acyltransferase activity, transferring groups other than amino-acyl groups. The coding region runs from base 1 to 1011 and encodes 336 amino acids. The transcript has a single exon. Gene Ontology annotation, biological process: biosynthetic process. Lineage: Eukaryota; Fungi; Ascomycota; Dothideomycetes; Mycosphaerellales; Mycosphaerellaceae. The record is from RefSeq and is a predicted model, not a curated record.
AUGCCAGAAACGAAGUACUUCUCCAAGGACAUCACCCUCUCCACCCACUCCGUCCCUCCCAACACCACUUUCCCAGCAAAACUCGCCUACUGGACUCUAGGCUCGCCCUUAUCUCCGGCAAUCCUCCUACCAACCUGCUACGGCGGCACCCUCGCCAGUACCUCUCCCUUCCUCUACGCCGAUGAUGGCCCACUUCCACCUUCAAAGUACUUCCUCAUCGUCGUGGCACUCCUCGGCGGUGGCGAGUCUUCUUCGCCUUCGAACACUCCAGCGCCCUAUAACGGCCCUGAGUUUCCCAAGACAACUUAUGAAGACAACAUUUGUCUCCAGUAUGCUCUCUGCCAAGAACUUGGGAUCAAGCGCUUGCACGCAUACAUCGGCUUCUCAAUGGGUGGACAGCAAGCCUACCACAUGAGCACCCUGUACCCCGACUUUGUGGAAAACAUGGUCUGCAUGGCUGGUAGCGCACGUACAAGUUGGCAUAACUGGUGUUUCCUCGAAGGUCCGAAACAAGCGCUUAUCAACUCCGUCGACUUCCACGAUGGUCACUACACCGACACUGCCGUUCGAGGGACAAAAGCGUUCUUCAGGGUGUACUCAACAUGGGCUCUAAGCCCUGAGUGGUUUCGCCAAAAGUCGUGGGAAGCGUCCGGCUUCGACAAUCUGGAAGCAUACCUCGGUGCACGCUGGAGUGGACCAGCUGAUGCCAACGACCUGCUCGCGCUACUCUGGACGUGGCAGCAGGGUGAUAUUGGAGUGUAUCAUCCUGAUGAUGGGGGAGAUUUGACGAAGACGUUGGCGAGGAUUAAGGCGAGGUGUUUGAUUAUGCCGAGUCGCACGGAUCAGUAUUUUCCGGCUGAGGAUAAUGCGGAAGAAGUGAAGCAUCUGAACGAUGGCGUUUGUAGACCAAUUGAGACCAUCUGGGGCCAUAUCGCUGGUGGUGGGGGUGGAACGAAGGAGGAUACGGAGUUCAUGAAGAGUGAGAUUGCAAAGUUCUUGCAAGUAUCGUGA